Seminavis robusta is the source of this 1287-nucleotide messenger RNA. The record is from the annotation of a GenBank genome assembly. Lineage: Eukaryota; Bacillariophyta; Bacillariophyceae; Naviculales; Naviculaceae.
AUGACUCGAUCCGCUGAAGCUCUGCAACGGCGGGCUCUGAAACGCAAUCGAAACGUGGACGAGCAGCAAAAAGCAGAUUCCCAAAAGCAGCCUCGGUCGUCAUCGUCCAAUGGAAGACAACGAUCUCCUGCCGAUGGAUCCAAGGAUCACGAGACUGCUCACCGCCGACCCAUCAAGAAACAACGCCAUGAUCCUGAAACGAGCAAAGCCGUCGCAUGGUCCAAACCACAAGCCAGCGAGCAACAGAUUCUGGACAACCAGACUCUGCGACAACGAUAUCUGGCCAAAGAUCUCACUCUGACAAAUGCCGAAAUGGAACGAGCGCGGAUCUUGGUGGCCCGGGAUGAACGGAAACGAAAGGCAAAAUCCAGACAACAACAACAAGACGAAAAGACAACGAAAGAAACAAGUCCAACAAAAGUAGUGGAAGAACCCAUGACAUCAACGACUACUGACAGUAAGCAACAACAAAAGGCAAACAAGUCACUCCUCAAACGGUACAAGAAAACCAAUGGCGAGGGAAUGACACCAGCCCAAGUCACGAGAGUCGAGCAACUGCUGGAACGAAAGCUGCGAAAAUUGUCCAAACGAACCACAGAACAGGCUUCUUCUACAGUUGAAAAGGAGAAGCAGGAUACGGAUGAAACAAACGAGAGCCAACAGGACGCCUUGGUAACAACCAAUUCUAGCAAAGUGCCAAACGAGUUGUCAACAACAAAAGUUGAUGACAAAGAUUCAACCGAUUCUAGCAAGGAGACAAACGAGUUGUCAACAACAACGAAAGUUGACGACAAAGAUUCUGGCAAAGCUCUCAACAAGUCAAUGAAUAAGAAGAAGAAGAAAGACAAGAGACAGCCGGAUAGCGAGAAUGACAACCAGCAAGUGACAUCAACUGUGGAUGGGACCAUGAAGGACGAUGGCGACAACAACAAUGCACAACUAACUGAGCAGCCAACAACAACCAGCCAUGAUGACACAGAGGAGCGCAAACAUAAAAAGAAAGACAAAAAGUCCAAGAAGGACAAGAAGAAAAGUAAAGACAAAAAAUCAAAGAAGAAAGAUGGCGAGAGCAACAAAGAAACCAACGGCAAGAAAGACGCGGAAGAGCACGGCAGCAAAGCCCCUGCUCAAGACACAGAAGGAGACAAGGACAAGCAAGUCAUGAACUUGGAGCCAAUAUUAGGAGAACCAUCCAGCGAGAAGAAAUCUACAAAGAAGGAAAACAAAGACAAGAAGAGGAGGAAGAAAGAAAAACGGCAGAAGGAACAAGUGACAGAUAACCAAUAA